Molecule: messenger RNA, 1778 nt
Organism: Leptomonas pyrrhocoris
Lineage: Eukaryota; Euglenozoa; Kinetoplastea; Trypanosomatida; Trypanosomatidae
Exons: 1
Coding region: 45-1778 (577 amino acids)
Source: RefSeq, a predicted model, not a curated record
AGAAAUAAUCGGGAAAGUUGACAGGACUCGCCUUCGGCCAAGUCAUGAUGAUGCCCUCCUACAACUUCUCCACAGUCAACAACGUCCUACCGCUCGGGGUGCAGCGGGCGUACGUGCCACGUGCGUCGCGGCCGCAUCUCGCCUGGGUUGCUCCGGCGUCUCCCUCCGCCUCCCCGCACGCACUGGGCGAACACUGUCGACUGAAGGGUGACGGCACCGCUGCCCGCGAGACCCUCGCCGCACAGGAAGAGCGCGAGAAGGACGAGAGGAGGCUUCGGGCGGGCACCCCUGCCGCCACCGCCGUGUCCUCGUCUUCCUCUCCCGAGGUGAUGUCGGAGGUUGCGCUGCGUGGGUUGUUGACCACAGAUGGAGCCACCGGCACGCAGCUGACGCUCUACCACGACCUGUCGGCGCCCGGGGUGCCGGUGCGCAGCUCGACCGUUCCGUCGCAUCGCUGCGUGGUGGCGCUGUGGGCACCGUCUCGUAACGCAGAAGCAGACGAAGACCCCGGUGCGUACUUGGAGGGCGAUGUGCCGCUUUACGUCAGUGACGAUGUGGGCAACGUCUUUCACCACCGGUGGGACGCACGGGGCGGCGUCAAGGAGCCCGCCACAAAGCGCCAUCGUGGCGAAUCGGAGCCCGUCGAUGCGUGGGCCUCGGUGGCUGGGGCGCACUCCCACCUGCCGUCCAACCUGCCUUCUCUGUCCUUUGCCUCCUCUUCUCCCUCCAGUGAAUUGGAAGCUUUGUUCACGGUGGCACGUGGCGCACCUGGCUGGGCCGGCCUCUCUAUGCUAAGCGCAGGCAGCAGCAGCGACGCGCCGCAACUCAUUUCAGUCCGCGAGUUUUAUCACGAUGUGCGAGUGAUAGACCCAGUGCAGCACGCGGUAGUGCGCGUCUACAGCACCACCCACCCACCCACCGGUCUGCUGUGCCCACCCGUGCAGGCAGCUCCGCACUGUGUGCUGGUGACGGAGGGCUGCCUCGCCACGAUGUUCGACGUGCGCUGCCCCAGUGCGGUGCUCUCGCUGGGUGAGGUCUACGCAGCGCAGGAGGAAUGGGCAGCGGCGAAGAAGGCGGCGGAGGCGGAGAAAUUGCAGCAGCAACACGAAGAACGUGGAGAAAGCAGCGCCGCCUCUAGCAAAGGGAAACACACUAGCACAGGGGACUCCGCGGCCCCACCUCCACCGCCACUCCCCCCACCUCUCGUCGCGGGGCGUCUCACCAGCACGGUGGGACAGGUGCGCGACGUGUGCAGCACCGCCAACCCGUUCGAGGUGGCUUGUGCCGUCGAUCGUGCGCUCUGCGUGUACGACCUGCGCAAAUUCAACCGUCUCUUCACGUCGUCCAGCGUGUUGAAGUACGUGAUUGGUAGCGUGGCGUCGGUGGCGGCUGGUCGCGGCAUCGUGUGCGCAGGCAUCGACUCCGAGGUGCGCCUUGUGUCGUUGUACGACAAGACGAACGAUGCGACGCAGGAGGCGACGCUGUCGCUGGCGGCGCGUGCGGUGGCGCAGUCACAGAAGAAGCAGCGCAGCGGCACUCUCAAAAAGACGGAAGAGGUGAACAAAGCGGCGGAGAAGAAGGGUAAUGGUUGUGCUGCCUCAGCACCGCCCAUUUUUGACGUGGAUUCGAUGGGGCCUGGCGGCACGUUCCGCACCCGGCUGAGCACCUCCGUGAGUUGCACGAGUGUGUGGCAGGGUGGGUGGGUCUCUACGCAGAGUUUGAGCGGCGUCGCGGCGGUUGGGGUGUCGGUGGAUGGUGAGGUGUUCUUGGCACAGUAA